Molecule: messenger RNA, 2853 nt
Organism: Polyodon spathula (Mississippi paddlefish)
Lineage: Eukaryota; Metazoa; Chordata; Actinopteri; Acipenseriformes; Polyodontidae
Product: Rab interacting lysosomal protein
Exons: 8
Coding region: 272-1543 (423 amino acids)
Biological process (GO): cilium assembly
Cellular component (GO): ciliary basal body; cytoplasm
Molecular function (GO): protein dimerization activity
Source: RefSeq, a predicted model, not a curated record
CCCCUAGAUCGAGCUGUCACAACAUUUCACUUCUGACAACACUGCUCUCCACACGCAGCUUCUGAGCGCGUUGCGCAGGGCUGGCAUAACUCGAGACUUCCCCCGCAUUACACAACGUGAAAAAGAAAUCGUUUCUUUUGUUUUUUGAGGAGCUUUGACUGGUGUUUGAGAAUUUAUUUGGAAAUUUCCAAAGCAUUUUGUCGUGUGUUUGUGGUACAGGCGCUAAUCGUGGAGCACAGCACAUUCAUAGCAAGAUUGCACAAGCGGAAGAAUGGAGCAAAGCGAGAGGAAAGUGAACCCCGCUUGUCUGGAAAGACAUUACUUGGCUCUGACUGUGGACGAUGUUUACGACGCUGCCAAGCUGAUCGGGGUCGAGGUAGAAAAAUUAAUCGACUGCCACGGCAAGGAGAGCGCCGAGGGUCUGGUGCCCAAAAUAGUGAAAGUUUUGGAGCUGCUAGAGAGCUUCGCCGCCAGGAACAACACUCCCGAGAAGGAGCUGCUUCGAGCCUUCGAGACACUGCAGGUCCAGCAGCAGAGGAAAAAAACGGCGAAGGAAGCCGAGGACAGAGCCGGCAGAAGCGAAAUCAGGGACCUGGAGUUGAAGGAGCAGAAAUGGCGUAAGAAAGCAGAGGAUAUGCAAGUUCAGGUGAGCCAGCUCCGAGAGCAGAACCAGCAGCUCCUGAGCCAGCUCACCUGCAACCACUCCCAGGAAGACAGCACCCUGAGGAAGGAGCGCGAGAUCAUGCUGAAGCUGAAGGAGGUGGUCGAUAAACAGAGGGAUGAGAUUCGAGCUCAGGGCCAGGAGAUCUCCAGCAGGACCAGGGAGGUGGAAGCGCUGCAGGAGCAGCUGGAGCGCUUCAUGAAGAUGAACGGGGACCUGCGGCACAAGCAGUCCGUCGCCCAGGCGCAGGUGAAGAGCGCGGUGGAGAGGAAGGCUGACCUGGAGGCCGACCUCAAGGCGAGGGAGAAGGAGAUCGAGAGGCUGAGCGCCAGCCUGAGGGAGCUGCAGCAGGAGGGAGCCCAGGUGGUUCUGAAGAACAUGGAGAUGGACCUCACUGAUAAGAUGGUGAUCGACCUGAAGGACCCCAACAGACCCUGUUUCACCAAACAGGAACUGAAGCAGAUCCUGGUGGAGAGGAACGAACUCAAAGCCAACCUCUUCCUGGUGCAGGAGGAGCUGUGCUACUACCAGAGGGAGAUCCUGAAUGAUGAACGUUGCCCUGGCUUCCUCAUGGAGGCGGUCAGUGCUGCCAUCAAUAAGCAGAGGAGGAAGAUCAAAGCCAAGAUGCUGGGCAUCCCGGAGGGAGAGUGCAGCAGUGAUGAGGAGGAGCGAGGAUCCUUCCUCUCUGGGAGGGAGACUGGGAUGGACUGUAUUGAUGGCAAGCCUGCAGAGUCCCGGAUCAGAAACCUGUUUGGAAUCCUGUCCCGUCAAGGGAGUGGGAAGAGAUCUCCUGAGCCGAAGCAGCCUGCGGGAUCAUGGGAAAUCAUUGGAGCAGAAGAAGCAACGCAGUCUCCCAACACAGAACCCAGCUCACCAAAAUGAGGAAUUCUACUAUAUAUGUGUAUAUAAUAUUUAUAGAUGUAUAUUAUUCAGAAUUUAAAAAAAAUAAAAUAAAUAACAUUUAGUCUAUUUUUCUGGCCUCUAGAUGGCGUGUGUCUUUUAUAAAGAAAUAAAAAAAAAUGUGUGAGAUCACUUUGAUCUCAUUGGAGUGGCAUGCAGAGAAAGCACUAUAAAGGGGUGUGUGCGUGUGUGCAUGUGCGCGAGCGUGUGUGUGUGCUUUUAGUAUUAUUUUUUUAUCACUUGCUUGGUUAACAUGCUGCCUUGAAUUUGAUGCGGUUAAUUGAUCAGUCAUGAUCCCCAGUUUGGAGGUCAAAUAGAUGAUAUGUACUGUGUUGAAUUCCCCCAUUAGUUCUAACUGUAAAUAUGUAAAAAUGUACAGCUGUCAAUAAUGUUAGGCUAAAAAGAAAACAUAUAUAUAAAUAUAACACAAGUGGAGACACCAUGAGUUUGUAAAAUCAGUCCACUAUCACACACCCAUUAAAAAAGAAUUGAGUACGAAUCAGUAUUACCUUUUCUCCACAAGGAGGCAGUGUGCUGCAGUUGCUGGAUCAUGAUGUUGGUUUACUGUAUAGUACAGUACAGUGGGCUGCAAAAAUGCUAAUGACAAUAUUAGUACUGGAAUGAAACGGUUAGGUGAGAAUGGGAUGGAACAGAGAUCACAGGUUGAAGCCAAACAUGAGAAAUUUAAAAACGCAGAGAGAAAACGCGUGUCUCCGGUACUGCAGCCUUGAGAAUAUAAUCUGACAGCGUGUCCGUUUCUUGUGUUUAAUUCCUGUACAGCUGGUUUCACAGUUCCUUGAUUAGCACAGAAUUCCGUAAUCCCAGAUUAAUGCUAAUCACAGACUGAAUUUGGAUCAUUGAUAAUUUGAUAAUUAGUACCCUGCUGUAUCUGGCAGUUCUGUGUUUAUUAUUGUAAAUAUAUCAAUUACAGUAAAAAUCCUCAAUAAAAUAAAAUACAUGUUUGCAUUAAUCACAAAUGAUGGUGGUGCUGUUUUUUUUUCUUUUGAAUUUUUGUUGGAGAAUGUGCAUUGUAUGUAAAGAUGUACUGGAUUGAAAGCAGCUGAGAGGAACAGCCCCCAGACAGACUAAAUCAGGGAGCCUGGACUGGGGGAGCCGUCCUUUCUGUUAGCAUGGGAGGCAGAAGUUCAGUCUCCGUGCCUCGAGCCUGCCUUGGUCUGGAAGGAGGACACUGUCUCUGUGGGUGAGGGAGCAGUUCAGUCUCUGUACUCAUCCAAUCACUGGCUCCUGGAAUCGAGAACCUUCUGCUCGUUAGUGAAGUGCCAGCAGGUUAA